Messenger RNA from Corythoichthys intestinalis (scribbled pipefish), 969 nucleotides. It is a transcript of the gene prdx5, whose product is annotated as peroxiredoxin 5. The transcript is spliced from 6 exons. Gene Ontology annotation, molecular function: thioredoxin peroxidase activity. The record is from RefSeq and is a predicted model, not a curated record. Gene Ontology annotation, cellular component: peroxisome; cytoplasm; mitochondrion. Gene Ontology annotation, biological process: hydrogen peroxide catabolic process; cell redox homeostasis; cellular response to oxidative stress. The coding region runs from base 72 to 644 and encodes 190 amino acids. NCBI's taxonomy places the organism in Eukaryota, Metazoa, Chordata, Actinopteri, Syngnathiformes, Syngnathidae.
UCUAAACUGACAUCAUCGUCUCAACGCGCUGCGUCGUCACAUAAGCUUGUUUAGGCACUAGCUAGCAAGCCAUGCUUUCCGCCGCUAUCACGGUCCUUAAACGCACCCGUGUAGAACAUUGCGUGAGGUUCAUCCACUCUUCUACUUUGGUCGAAAUGCCGAUUAAGGUGGGCGACUCUCUUCCUGCAGUGGAAGUCCAUGAGGGUGAGCCAGGAAAGAAGGUGGAUAUGAACACACUCUUUAAGGGGAAGAAAGGCAUCCUCUUUGCAGUCCCGGGAGCUUUCACCCCUGGUUGCUCCAAGACUCACCUCCCAGGUUUUGUGCAGCAGUCAGCGGAAAUGAAGAGUAAAGGCAUACAGGAGGUGGCCUGUGUGUCCGUGAAUGAUGCUUUUGUCAUGGCUGCCUGGGGAAAAGAGCAUGGAGCAGAUGGCAAGAUUCGAAUGCUUGCUGAUCCUACUGGAGAAUUUACAAAGGCUGUGGACUUGCUCCUUGAAAGUGAUCAGAUCGUGCAGGUACUUGGAAACAAGCGAUCAAAGAGGUAUGCCAUGCUGGUGGAGGAUGGAGUCGUAAAGAAGAUUAAUGUGGAGCCUGAUGGCACAGGGCUGACUUGCAGCCUGGCACCCAGUUUUAUGUCUGAACUCUAAACCAGAUUGUUUAGAAUUUGGCUACCAUACUAAAAAUAUUGCACUACUAGCGCAUAUGUGCUUCAAUGCUUCUCCCUUAUCCCAAAGAGCACUGCAAAUGUUACAUGAAGACUAGUGUUAAAAGAAAAAAACAGCCAUGUCAUCAAUGCGCACAAACAUUGCAGAAUAUAUUGCUGUCUAUUCUUUAGCAAAAAUAAAUUUCUCAAGCAGUAAUGUCUAUUUUCCUUGAAUAUUAAACUCCACAAAUUGUGUGUAAUUGUCUGAUUUGAAAUCAAUAAAACAGUAACUUCAUUUGCCCAAACACGUGUUUGCAUGCACAUGAUGU